CACUCACCUCGCCACCUCCCACCCCGCCCUGCUCACCAUCCACAUCUAAACCCUAUUUUCCCCUCUUUCUCAAAUUCAUUCACACUUUCACCAGCACCAAGCCACUCAGAAUAUCCAUGGACCUAAGUGACGCCACCGAAGCACACGGAGAUUCUUGCUAUCGGGCGUAUAAGAGCCCCAGACAGAGUACUAAAGACGAAGAGUUUUGAGACGGACGAAGGGCGGUGGAGGGCGGGAGGGCGGCGGCCACAGGGGCAGACGCGUCCUCGUACCAUAACAAACAUGGCGAGCCUCCACAGGGAAAGUUGACCGCAAAUAUGACCCAGUUCGGCGGCAUUACUCCCUCUAGGCACCGAAAAUCCUGAGAGACAAGUGCCAGGGCCAUAGCGGAAGCCUGGGCACGGAGGAAAUCUAUUGGAGAUGAGGUCGCCGGCGGAGGGGCAAAUUAAUCUCCUCUGACGGACUUCCUGUGCCAGUGAUCGAGCAGGACUCCUUUUUAGUGAGCCUCGGUGCUAAGUGGUGGAAAUAGUAUCCGGGAGUGCUUUGGACACGGUGCCGUUGUUUAGCCAGUGGACUAUAACCUGUUGAAAUGACGAUGAAGGGUGAGAACGGCAGGUGAUGGUGGGCGUGGGACCGCGGGGGCCAGUGUGGGCCCUUGGGGGGGCCUACACCCCCGCUCACUCUGCCGCUGGCCACAACUUCCUUGAUGUGCUGGGAGAAGAGGCUGGGGGCAGGCCACUGGAUGGGGCCACCCUCACUGUGGCCCUGGACGUGGUGCAGGCGUGGGCGGUGCUCAUCACCGUCGGGUUCACACUGGUGCUCUUCCUUUUUCUGGCAUUCUGUGUGUGUGCCAGGAAAGAAGACGGAUAUGAUGACUAUGACCUGGACCAAGGGAUCACGACAGUCAAGGUUUGCCAUGAUGGUGGCGAAAAUGGGCUGGGCAGUUUUCCACGCAUCAAUGGGUCCAACAUCCUUAAAGGGAGUGAUGAUGCCUCCCAAGCCUCUAGUAGGUGCACACUGAAGAGGGAACUCCCAGCCAUUCCCCUUAGUGCCCAGCCAGAUCCAGCAGGCCCGGAGUGUAAUGUGGAGCGCACCCAGUCCCAGCACUCCUCUGACCUGUAUGCUGCUGUUGGGGAUGUGGAUGGUGGCAGUGGUAUAGGCAAGGUCAUUGGAGGGGUCCAGGUGCUCCCAGCAGGUGCCAUUGGGCCUGACGGUCGGGCUGCCAUUAUCAGGGACCCCACCCUCACCUCCCCCACUGACCCCACACCCCCUGCUCCACAUUUGGAGGCUGGGGGAGUUGAGGGGGCAGCAGCUCACCCUUAUGCCAAAGUAAAGAAGAAUCAUCCAUACGCUCAUGUGAAACUACCAAAGAAGGAUCAUCCAUAUGCUAAGGUAAUCCGUGAUGAUUCUGAAGACCCAGAAACGGAUACUGACAACUAUGAUGACCCUAAAGCCAUUACCAAAGAAAAGAGUCCUGGAUGGAGCUCAGAGGGCGGGUAUGAGCCGGCUCCUCCGGUACCUGAGAAGAGAUUUGACCUUGAGGAGGAAAGCACCCAAGGAGCUGCCGCACCUGACCACAUGAUGGCUACAUCUGUCACCUCGGCCUCCUCUGGGAAGGGACCAGCCUCACCAAGGUCACCCCAUCUCAGUGCCCGGCCUGUGACAUCAGGCAGCACCCCUUCACCCACGUCUCCAGCCCCCAACCAGUCAUCUUCCACUGAGAUCCAGGCAGCCUUGGCUAUCUCAGGGAGGACACCAGCCAAUGAGGAGAUGCCUUACAUGACACCUCCCCUCCACCAUGCUGGCAUAGAUAUUUCAGCACAACAGAACUUCAGUGGGGACUCCCAGGACUCAAGAGGCUACACCAGCAUCAGUGUCCGAGAGCCUUUGGCAGCAAUAAAGGCACAGACACAAGCAUCCAAUGCCCCUCAGACAGCAGGAGUUCAAGCAGGGGAAGGAGAAGGGUACUACAUGACUGUCUCAGAUGACUCAGCUGAUGAGAUGUAUGCCUGCAUUUAUGAGGGCAAUAGAGGGGUAGGCAGUGAGACUUAUGCACAAAUAGAGCCCAGAUCAACACCUCCCCCACCUCCUCCUCCGAUGCCCAGCCCACCACACGCCCCAUCAACUCCCUCUUCUGCCCGUGGGGAGUCACAGCCUCCUCCGGCACCUCCGAGUGUUGACAGUCUGCGUCAUGUUGUGCACUCAAGACAAGCCUCGUCCAGCAGCGCCGCCAGCACGGUGAUGGGCAGUCCAGGAGCUGAGAAGAGGGGCACACGCUCCCCCUUGCCACCGCUGCCUCAAGGAGACACCAGUAUGUACUCUGGCCACUCACCUCAGCCCCCACACUCUCCGCCUCGCGCUGUUGCACCACUGGUGGAGAGACCCACUCAGAGGGCACUAGAGGAGAUGUAUGCCAAGGUGAUGAAGAAGCAGCGUCCAGGCCAUGCACGCGGAGACAGCUGUGGUGGUGGUGUUGGUGGGGAGAGUGAUGCUGGCAGUGUGUCUUCCUCCCGUCGAGGUUCAGUGGAUGUAGGAGGAGCCACCCGCUGGGGGACACAUGCAUCCUCUCCACCAACCACUCCCCGUCAGUCGGUUGAUCUUGGAUCCAUGACUCGUAGUCUUGUUGAGACCCGUAACCAUGAGAUUGUCUCCUCCAUCAGUCGGGCAAAGUCUUAUGAAAAGACAGGAGUUUGGGGCACCACUGCACAACAUCCCCAGCCCUCCUUGCCUAACCCUAACUAUGAGACCAUACCCCAGAUGCCCCCAACCAGUUUCUAUUCCGGCUCAGACCCUGGCUAUGAAACAGUGAAGAACUCUGAGCCGGCAUAUGCCAGUGUGGAAAGACCAGAGGAAAACUACCCUGGGUAUGAAACAGUGAAGCCCACCUCAGAUAUAGAAUCUGAACCGGGUUAUGAAACUCUUAAACACCGUGAAUAUGAACCUGGCUACGAGACUGUCACUGGUGAAACCAAGCAGGCACCCUCUGAGCCUGGCUACGAAACAGUUGCUCAUGAAAAGAUACAGGAGGACUAUGAGCCUGGUUAUGAGACUGUGACACAUGGCAGGACAGACCCUGGCUAUGAGAUGGUAAAAGGAAAGCCAGGAAGUGAGUUUGGAGACCCUGGGUAUGAGGAACUGAAGGGAGCAGUUCACCACCAUCCACGAACUAUCUCUGAAAAUGACCCUAACUAUGAGCAACUGAAGUUUACUAGUCGAACGUCAAGUGAAGGUGAGUCAGAGCCUGGAUAUGAGGUGGUGAAAAAGGCAGAAGAGGCAGAAAGUACCUAUGAAUUCAUGCGGGAUUAUGACACUCAGCAUUUCCCACCAUAUGACAAAAUAACACAAGAUGCAGCCCCAGUUCAGCAGGCACCUGCUCCUCUCUAUGCCACUGUUCAGAAAGGCUCUGACAAAAAAACCAAGAGCCCAGAGGAUCCCACAACCACUCAACCAUCUGGGGUUCUGGAGAGUAACAUUGACAGCUUUCCACCAUUAGGGGGAACAGAGGUCUUGAUGAGGAUAGGGUCUAAGGAAGAGAAGGACAUGACACUACCCCUCACCAAGAUGACGGGACAGAUGGAGUCUUCUGAUGUGAGGUCACCAGAUGAAAAGAGCCCCAGGACGUCACCAGAGAUGAAGAGUCCCAAAGGCUCACCUUCAUCAUCAGCAAAGAGUCCUAAAGGAUCUCCUCCAAGUCAGAGCCCAAAAGACUCUCCUUCUUCAAAGAAAAGUCCCAAAGGCUCUCCCCAGUCAGUCAAAAGUCCAACAGGCUCUCCCCAGUCAGUCAAAAGUCCAACAGGCUCUCCCCAGUCAGUCAAAAGCCCAACAGGCUCUCCCCAGUCAGUCAAAAGCCCAACAGGCUCUCCCCAGUCAGUCAAAAGCCCAACAGGCUCCUCCCAGUCAGUCAAAAGUCCAACAGGCUCUCCACCAGGAAAAAGUCAUAAAAGUCCUUCCUCACCAAAACCCCCAACAAGUUUUUCACCAGUACUAAAAACUCAAAGUAGCCCUCCACCUUCAGUAAGGAGUCCAGACCAGUCUCCUAAGGAAGCUCAGAGCCCAGCGAGCUCUCCUAAACAGGAUAAGAGUCCUUCAGGGUCCACACUAGCCAAAAGUCCGAUAUGUUCUCCAAGGCAAGCUAAGGGUCCAGUAUGUUUCCAGUCUCUAGCCAAGAGCCCAGUAUGCCCUAGGGUAGGAGGUCCCUUGGCAGCAUCUGGACUUAAUGACAGCUCAGGGGAAGAAUCUCCACCUAUGAUGAGAAGUCCAAGUCCAGAUAUCGAUGUUCCACCUUCCAGAAAGAGUCCAGUAGCAUCACCCACUGUGAAGACUCCUUUGAAGGAAAGUCCUCCAAUGAUGAAGAGUCCCAGCCCUGACAUGGACUUGCCUCCUGCCUGUAAGAGUCCACCAGGUUCUCCACCUAAGGAGGAGAAGGAAACGCCUCCCAUGAUGAAGAGUCCCAGCCCUGACAUGGACCUGUCUCCUGAAAGAAAGAGCCCAGUUGGUCCUCCUAUAACUACCAAGGAAAGCCCUGAGUCCAAGCCCAAGAGUCCUGACAUUGAUAUUCCCCCACCAACCAAAGUACCUUCCCCUCCAUAUUCUCCAGGGCAUGAGACUCCCUCACUCACUAAGAGCCCGAGUCCAGAUAGUGAAGCUGCCUCACCUGUUAAGACCAGCACUGAGGAUCCUAUUGCCCCAACUCAAGUCUCAGUAAUAGCAGCAGUAGAAGGAGCAGCCUCCUCUGAUUCUAGCUCCUUGUCGGAGGCUACCUCCCCUGUGGCUACUGUUCCAUCAGCAGCAGCAGAUGAGAAUACUGAUAAACCUGAAGUUUCAUUAGAAAGUGAACAGGUUACCCAGAAUGCAGAUCUCUUCAAUAACUUGAGGGCCAGUGAAGGGGUUCAGUUUUCAUCACUUACAAGUGAGAAUCUUGAAGAGUCAGCCCCAACAGUGUCAGAAGAGCCUGAGACCCUACCAGUCCAGGCAGAGGUGAUUGGGUCUGAGCGUGAGGGUUCCCCAAUAGCAUUCAGCAGUUUAGGCUCUGAGGACCUUCCUGCUCCCCUUCUAGCAGAUGACACACAAAAUCAACCCCAGGAGACAGUAAACCCACUAUACUUGCUGGAUGAGGUCAAUGAUGCUAGCCUUGAACAUGUGCCAUACAGCAUGCAGGAUCCAGGGCCCCCUCCCCCCCUCUCAGGACCAUCCAGCUUGUGUGGGGAGCUGCCUCCUCCCCCACCAAUGGUCAUGGACAUGGAUGAUGCAGUCUUUACCAAUGACCUGCCCCCACCCCUACCGGAGUCCGCCCCCUUCAUGCCGCGCACCAGCACACUUUGUGAUGACACCCCCCCGCCCCCUUUGGUUCCUCCCUCUGAUGUAGAAGGGCUUGAUGAGAUGCUGAACUUAGCCAACAUGGGCUCUUCCUCCUCAGGGAGUACUGCAGGCCAGCCUGGCAGUCUUCAUGGGAACUCAGAAAAGGACUCAGACUCACCCCAGGAGCCCAGUGUUAUGCUAAUGGAAGGAAGUGUUGGUGGGGAGGAGCUGCCUCCUCCGCCCCCUCUUUCUGAGCCUGCAGAACCCUCAGAAGUCAAGCCAGAAAAGGAGGCUGACUCUGAAAUGGACAAUUCAAUAUCUUCAGGGUAUGAGGGUGGAUUCACUGCUGGGGGUGUCACUGUCACAGUCAACCCCAUGGCUGAAGUAGAGGAAACCCCAGAACCCCCCCCACCCCCUCCCCUGCUCUCCAGUGAGUCCCCCCAGGCUCCAAGUGAACCUCCUCAAGUGGCACCCCCUUCCCCAAUCAUUGCAACAGCUGUGGGAGCCAGCAGUGCUGGAAGUCAGAGUAGCAGCAGUGGGUCAGGGAGCCAGGACACAGGUAGUGGCAGUGUGGAGAGUGUGGUGACAGUGGAGUGUGUGCCACCCCCAGACAUCCCUGGCCCAGCUGCUCAGCAGGCUUCAGAUUCCUCAUCCAGCCCAGAGAACCAAAACUUGGAGCAGCAUGAGCAGAUCACACCAGUCUGAGGCCUCCCACAUGUAGUAACAAUGGGCAAUGAAGGCAGUAGUGGACCAGGCACGGUUUUGUAGGUAUGGUUGCUCAGGACACUCUAGCCCUCACUUCCUACUAGAAUGGGUGAGCUCACUUGUCAUGCGCCAUCAGAGGCCGAUAUCUACUGUAGAUGGGUAAUUGAUAACCCUAAUGUUAGUCACAUCUUCACGUAUCGCAAUCAUGUGGACCAUCUCAGUUAGGCAACGCUACUAAUAGUGGAAUACUCUGGUAGUUGUUGGCUGUGAAAUAUUGAUAUUAUACUAGUUCCCUUCUAGAUAGGAAAAGAAUUCCUCAAUAGAUUAAGUAAUAUUAAUGGUGUCAUUGAUGUGGGUUUGUCAGUGGUGGCAUUUUCUUUGCCCUACUGUCUGGCAGUACCCUUUAGUUUUAUCUACAUCUUAUAUCUUUGUGAGCAAGCUGCUGCAGGUUUAUAUGAAAAGCAAUUUCUAUGGUUAUUUUUCCUAAUUACAUCAAACAUUUGUCUAGUGAGUGGGAAGCUGGGUUUGGUAUUGAAAUUUUUACCCUGUAACAGAUUGUAUGUUUGUAUAAGUAGGGGAAAUGAGGCAGUGGAGCACUUGUUUUCUACAAUUAGGUAUGGCUGAGAGUAGCAGUAGCAAGGAUAACCAUGGUGUGUCUGACAAGACUGUGGCAGCUCCACCAGCUACCUUGAGUGUGGUGGGCAAACAAUUCCCCAUCAAAAAAUUUGCUCUGAAUGUGUCACCAAAGUUCCUGUUUUUUGCAAAGAGAAGCAGGUGAAAGCUUUAUGAUCUUUACUGUGUGUUCAUUACAUGUAAAGUGACAAGUUGUAUUUAUCUUGCUGUAUGGUUGUAUCUGGUCAGGGGUCAGAUUAUUUGACUCAACUGACUUAGUUUACCUCCAUCAGAAUAUCUGGCAGUAGUUCAUAUUCUAGGUCAGCAUGUAUAGUUCAUUUACCUUUUCUUUGUAGGUGUGCAAAUGAUACCAGUGGCGUUUCAAUCAGUAGCAAAGUGUCUGCAGAGCAUCAUGCAGUCAAGUAGAUAUACAAGCUCAAUUGCACCUCACAGUUGUUAUAAUAUUACCUCUCAGUGGUGUUACAAGACUCAUCAUUGAGAGUACAGUCUCACAGAGGCAGACUCUUGUUUUAGCUGCACAUGCAAGUAGCCUCUCACCAUUUACUUCUCUUGUUAAAGCACUGAGAGUGGAUGCGAACUGAUGUGUGGCAAUUGUGAGACCCCUUUUGCCUUUGAAAGUUAUCCAGAUUUUUAAAUACACUUUAUGUUCUUGAUAUCAUACCAUUCACUUUAUUACACAAUUUUCAGGAGUUAGCAUGAUUGAGUUUCAACAGUGAUGAGGCUUGUGAAUGAGAGGAAGUGAUGAUCUUAAUCUGUUCUAUUGAAAAUGAGCCUUCAGUGCCCUGUUUUUGGAUAAGAUGCAAAUCCAGUAUGUAUUUUGUCUUACAAUUUAUAAAAAUCAAUAAUCAUGCUCAUUCUGUAUUGACAGAUAAUAUAUGAUUCAUCUUGUAAUGAAUGCAAAGGAUUAGCUCAGCCAUGAUUUAUUAAUAUAUUUUGUAAGGUAUACAGUGAAACCUUUUACCACAGUGUAUGAUGUUCCGAGCUGGUCACUAAACUUUAAUACUACUGUAGAGGAAGUAUUUUGCUAUAUAUAAUCAAAUACUGGUACUGUUAAAGUGUUAACAAAUACCUGUGGCCCUGAAGUAGGCCUUCUCAUGCAUUUAAAUGUUUUGUUUAAUAGUGAAAAUUUCCUUUGAUUUAUAUUCUUUAAGACAUCCUGUAUGAUCUUGCCCUAGCAAAUUAUUGGAUGUUUCAUAUGAUCUCCAUAAUCAUCAUAAAAGCCACACUAUUUAACACUGCCAGAUCACUAACUUAGCUUCAUGACUGACUUGUGUAAUGCAAACUCUUAACCUGCCAGGCUGAGAUAUGUAAUACCAGUGACAACGAAAGGUGGUUGCCCUUGAAGGUUUCACUGUUCACGUAGCUUUAGUGUGUGUGUGUGUGUGUGCCAAAAACUUCAGUGUUGUGACAUGUUAUGGAAUUGGUGUCCAGCAGUUCUAGGGUAUUACAGUCCUCUUACAUGAGUAUUGCCAAUUUUGUACCUAUGAAGUUAGGCUUUGCAAAAUUUUUUGCGUCCAAAUUCAGGCAGUGAAUAAGGUGGGCUAAGAUGAGAUUUUUUUUUCUUGCGAAGUUGCUACCUGUUUUCUCUGUUCUUCUUUCUUCUCUUUUUCAGAUAAAGUAGUUUUCUCUGUUUGAAUGACACUAAUUCUUAUAGUACCUGAACAAUUAUUUUUUUCUCAAUUGUUAGCUGUUAUGUAUCCUAUUGUUUUAGUCAGUAUCAGGUUUACUUAGUUUUCUCCAUGUUAGGUUUGAGGGGUCGGCCGUUUCUUGAGUGAUGUGAAUCUUCUCUCAUACAUUUUGUGAGCUUUACACAAAGUAACAUAAAUGCAAGCUUAAGUGGUCGUGAAGGCUGAGCUGCUUCUGUGUCUUAUUCUGUUACUCUUUUUAUCUCCCUCUUAGUGGUUGCCUUAGUAAUUGAACUAAAAGCUUCUUACACACAUUAUUACAUGAUGCACAAGGUUUUUAGACAUGUCUUAGGUAACUGUGUACUUAGUUUGAAGUUUGUAUUUAUUCUGCUCUCCAUCCCCUAUGAUUUUUACUGCUGGUGCUAAAGAACGCUAACUAUCGUAGGAGGUCCUGUAAAUAGCUUGAGAUCUGUACAACUAUUAUUAUUUAUUUUACCAUUUUAUAAUUGUUGAGGCUUCCUUCUGUCUUGAUAUUAUUGAAAUUAUUACCAUAUAUCUGUAUGUGCAUAAAUUGUAUAGGUUUAUUUUAUUAUUAUAGCCUGUUGUUUUAUAUCUUCAGAGAUCACUUUACAUUUUAUCCCUCCUUCAUGUGUACUUAAUAUAUUGCACCUUCAACUAUGUAGCAUCCACAAAUAAUCAUUAAUAUAUUUGUUUACACAUUAUUGAUCUUACCUUAAAGCACAACUAUAAGUACGAGCAAGUGCUAUACUCCUCAGUGGCCCGCUGGCUGCCUCCCGACCCUCUGCCACCUAGAGAACAUACAUCAUAGUCUUGCUCAGUGUAGGCAAGAGAGUCUGUCUGCUCAUGCUGUUGCCAAAACUUCAGUAUUUUACCUUGACAGCUUUUAUUAUUAAAGCAAUAACUUUUAAAUGAGUAUUUAGUUUUGAAAUUGUCUGUAUUAAAAUGCAUUACUAUGUCUUGGUAGAAUGUAAUGAAUUGUUUGGCUGACUUAGCAUUGAAGCACCUGAUACUAGUCUUUUUCCAAGGUCACUGAUGUUGCAAAGCCUUGUGCAAUUAUUUGUUUCUGUUAUUAACAGUUUUUAUCUGCAAUAUGUUUGUUAUAUAUUUUUAAGCCCUUUCAGUUAUGUCACAGUUGGUCAGUGUUUAAUACUACAUGGUUUUGUGUCUUGCUGUUGAACUGGCUGUAGAGAUUUUUGACAAUCUUAUAAUAUCUUUCUUGCAUGUACCAAAAACAAAAAAACACAUACGCACUUUUAUCAAAGAAUUGUGUUAGUCCCAUUAUGUUAGUCUUGAUAAGUCAGCAGAGGAACAGUAUUAUGAAAGGUCUGCCACAAAUAUACAGAAUUAUGUCAAUGUUUGUUUUUAUAUACAGCAAUAAGAUUUAUUUUCUGUGAAUAUUCAAGUGGCUGGCUUAUAUAUAUUGUCCCUUUCUUUAUAUUAGCUUUCAGCAAUAGGCAUUAUAAAUAUAUUCAAGCCUCUUCCUCCUAGAGAUGAAGUCUUCUGUGUUCAUGGUAACUAUUUUGUGAAUUAUUUCAAACUGACUCAAUAUCUACUUAACAUUCAUGUGAAGUGCAAGUCACUUUGUUAUUGCUGAGCACAAACUGAGACUGCCAGUGAAGGAUAGUGGCAGCUGUACCCAUUUAGUGUAGUGUGAGGGGCAGCAUAUUCUUCAAGUGUGAUGGGUGAUAGUAGUGAAGUUUACUUAAGCCUCAAAAAAAGUAUUCAUAUCAGUAUGGAAUUGUUACACUAAUUCAGACAUUAGCACAGUUAAUUAUUAUGAAAUAUUGUUCAUUGUUUGAUUUUUACUUACACACUUGUUUUUUCAUUUUCACUUAAUGGCUACUUGAAUGAUGUGGAGGAUGGUGCUCACAUUUUGGUAAGGAGUUAAGCUAGAAUGUAAUGUUUCCUCUAUUUGCAUUCCUGAAGAUCUCAUAUUGCACUAAUGUUAUUAAUCUUUUUUAUUAAUAUAAUCUGGGUACAGAAUAUAGGGAGCUCAGAUGGGAAGUGUAAAUAAAAAAAAAGCUUUGACAGGUGAUUGUUUUUCAUCUUGUAUGAUGAGGCUAUUUUCUUGGGAUCUUUUGAUUAUCAAGGUUCAAAUUAAGACAUUUGUAUAAUUUUGAGGAUCAUUUUUUUACAUCCUUUUGAUAGGCGGUAACAAUAUGAAUUGCACUCAGCCCAGCAAUGGAACUCAUUUAUAUUUUCCAUGUUGUCAUCCAUGUUACAAUCAUGUAUUAAAUUUUAGUAGAAAACUGUAAUUUUAUGAUUCCAGUUUCAGUAUUGAGCUUUGUCUGUCUGAUUGCUGUGGUCUGAGGAAAUCUUGUUUGAGGUAACAUUUGUAUGUUUAGUGCAUAUUAUUCAUACUGUAGUAUAUCUGUGGACUUGGAAGAGCAAGCUUUAAAUUCAGAAUAUUGUCCUUAUGUCAACCAUUAAAUUUAUUUUCGCCCCUAAAGAAACCAUUUGUACAUUUUUUUUGUCUUCCUAGAGUAGUCUCCCAGCACCUCUCCUAUGGCCUCAUGGUGGGCAGGGGUGUACCAUGUAUUGUAGAACCAGUUCAUCAGGAUGCUCUUGACCAUCAUUCACAGCUCAGCUUUAUGUGUCUGUUCAGCCAUAGUUGUAUGUGGUGGUGGCGGCGGCUGGCCCCUGCCCUCAGUGCAAUGGGCCGGCCGGCCUACCACCAGCACUCAGUUUUUAUGGUCUGUGAGGUACUUACACAGUAAACAAGGAUCAAAUAGAUCA
This is a messenger RNA of Eriocheir sinensis (Chinese mitten crab), 11018 nucleotides long. RefSeq names its product nascent polypeptide-associated complex subunit alpha, muscle-specific form-like. Lineage: Eukaryota; Metazoa; Arthropoda; Malacostraca; Decapoda; Varunidae. Bases 619 to 6003 code for a protein of 1794 amino acids. The transcript is spliced from 11 exons. The record is from RefSeq and is a predicted model, not a curated record.